AGCCGUCAGAACCUGUGGCCCUGAAACCAAAGGCGGUUCUUUUUAAGAAGAACAACAUGAACUCAGUUCUGGCCGUCAGACUUAACAGCUGGAUGGUUUUCUUCAUUGGAACAACAGAUGGACAGCUCAUCAAGCUUGCUGUAGACAAGAACUAUCAGUCCAGCUGUCCAAAGAUCCUCUACAGAACCAGUGGUGACAACAGAGUGUUUCCUAAAAUCCAUCUGGAUCCAGUGGAUAAGAAGCACGUGUAUGUGCCAUUUAAAAACCAGGUGAAGAGUGUUCCGGUGUCAAACUGCAGCGCUCACCAAAAUGUGAAGGAUUGUCUUUCUGCACAGGACCCAUUCUGUGUCUGGUGUUUUAGUAAAAAAAGAUGCACAUUUGAAGGCGACUGCAAAGAUGGAAAGUGGUUUUCCAUUCCUGCUGAAUCAAAGCAGAAGAUAGUUUCUCAGAUGGUUAUGCAGGACUCCACGGGAGAGAUCAAACUAAUCAUUAAUACACAUCUGACUAUGGAGCAGCCAUUUAAGUCUAAUUUUAGCUGUCAGUUCUCUACAUCCUCCACCCAAAUUUGUCAAGAAACUGGACCACAACCACAGUACCCAAAAUGCACCUGCAUUCUGAAGAACUCCCUUCCUACUGAUGAUCUUGAUGUCAAUCUAAAGAUCACACUUGGAGAAACAACGCUGGAAGACCAAAUAAAGGUGUCCAACUGUUCAAAUAUCAAUGGAGAUGCAAGUCUUCACCUGUGUCAGCGGUGUAUCAGAGCCGGAUGUGGAUGGGAACAGAACAGUUGUUCCUGGGCCACUGAUCCAGGCCAGAAGGAAAGCACUUGUGAAAAUAUGGAGUUUGGGAUGAAUUUUUUAAAACCAGAGAUCUCCUCCAUUUCUCCCAGUGUUGUGUCUUUCUAUGGCAGAAAUAAUGCUGUGCUGUCAGGUUAUAACCUCACACAUGUGACCAAAGUCAGGAUUCUGGAAGACACGGACUGUGACCCAAAGGAAUCUCCUGUAAGGAAUAACAACGGGACCAGUCUGACGUUCCACAUUCCCAGUACAGAAACUAAAGGCAUUGUCAAAGUCUGUGUCCUCCUUCCAGAUGGAAGCUGCCAUGGCAACAGUGAAAUUAGAUAUCAGUCAUCUCCAAUCUGCACAGAUGUUAAACCACCCAGCAGCUGGAGAAGUGGGAAGAGGAAGAUCACUCUUUUUGGGACUAACUUAGACCUGGUGGAGGGGAUCACACAUGCAGACACCAAGGAUGAAGUCAUACCUUUAAUGAACAGAAGCUUUCAGAAACUCACCUAUGAAACACCUGAAGAAACAAACCCUGCAGUGUCCAGUAGCACCGUGUUUCUGAAAGUAGCCAAUAAGACACUGAAUUGCAGGAAAGAAAUUGUUUACUAUCCUGACCCAGAGUUCACCAGCUUCACAGCCUUUAAGGAGGGCGAAUAUAUCCGCAUCCGUAUCGAAAAAAAGGCAGAUAAGCUGGAGAUGGAACAGGAAGAGUUGAAGAUUUGGGGGAUUCAAGGUGAAAAUAAGUAUCCAUGCAUCAAAAAAAAAAGGGAAAACAAGACAGAAGCUUUCAUCUGUGAGAUCGAAGGACUGCAAAAUUCUGACAUUGAACAGAUAGAGAUAAAAUAUGGAGAAAAGCUUGUAACCCUGAACAAGCCAUCUCAAGUUCUCCUCUUAUUAACUUGUCUUAUGAUUCUACUGAUACCCAUCGUCAUUGUUGUGGCCUUUGUCAUCUAUAAAAGACAGCAGAAGCAGCUCACUGUUAGGAUGAACAGGUUCAUGGAGGACCUGGAGCUCGAUAUAAGGAACGACAUCAGACAAGGUUUUAUAGACUUGCAGACAGAGAAAGCUGAUCUGAUGGAAAACGUUGGAACGAUUCCUUUCCUGGAUUACAAGCACUUUGCUUCCAGAAUCCUCUUUCCAGAGAAUGAUACAUUGAUCACAAUGUGCAUCACAGACAUCGGUCAGGAUGUGGUGAAGGUUGAGCUUGAUGAGGGCUGCCAGACUUUCUCCAAGCUGAUCCAGGACCAGCUUUUUCUCACCACUAUGGUGCACGCUUUAGAGGAGCAGAAAAGCUUCACUAUCAAAGACAAGUGCACACUUGCAUCUCUGCUCACUGUGGCACUUCACAGCAACCUGUCGUACCUGACGGAGGUGAUGGAGGUUCUGCUGAGGGAUCUGAUGCAGCAGAACAGCAACGCUCAACCCAAACUGUUGCUGAGGCGCACAGAGUCUACGGUGGAGAAGCUGCUGACCAAUUGGGUGUCAGUCUGCCUCUACGGCUUCCUGAGGGAAAGUGUCGGCCAGCAUCUGUUCCUGCUGGUGAGCGCGCUAACGCAGCAGAUCUCCAAGGGCCCCGUGGACUGUGUGACGGGGAAAGCUCUCUAUACGCUCAGUGAGGACUGGCUGCUUUGGCAGGCUCAGGACUUCACCCCACUGAAGCUGAAGGUGCUGUUUGCAGUGGGCAGUGAUGGAGAAGUAAGCGAGCCUCUGGAGGUGGACGCUCUCAGCUGUGACACCGUGGAGCAGCUCAAGGAGAAAAUCCUCAACACCUUCAAAUCCAAGUUCGGCUUCCCCUACAACACGCCUGUCAGAGACGUUUGCAUCGAACUGGAGAAAGGUGGAUCGUUUUUUCCUCUGCAGGAGGUGGAUGCAGGCUCCGAGGUGAUCGGGGAGGUGACUAAGCUCAACACACUCAGACACUAUAAGAUUGAUGAUGGGGCAACAAUUAAAGUGCUAUCAACUAAAACUCAUCCUCCGCUAAGCCCACAGGGGAGUGUGCAAGAUGAUGAAAACUUCUGUGGAAAGUACUUCCAUUUGAUUGAUCCUGAUGUGGUGGAGGAGCAAGGGAGGAACCCAGAGAGGAAGAAGCUCAAACUGAAAGAGGUGUACCUGACCAAGCUGCUCUCCACCAAGGUGGCCGUUCAUUCAUAUGUGGAGAACCUCUUCAGGUCCAUCUGGGGGAUGUCCCAGAGCAGAGCCCCACUCGCCAUCAAAUACUUCUUUGACUUCCUGGAUGCUCAGGCAGAGAACAUGAAGAUCACAGAUCCAGACGUGCGACACAUCUGGAAGACCAACAGCCUGCCACUGCGCUUCUGGAUCAACAUCCUGAAGAACCCGCAGUUUGUGUUCGACAUGGAGAAGACCCCCCAUGUGGAUGGCUGCCUGUCCGUCAUCGCUCAGGCCUUCAUGGACUCCUUCUCCCUGAGUGAGACCCAGCUGGGGAAGCACGCACCGACCAACAAGCUUCUCUACGCCAAAGAUAUCCCUAAGUUCAAGCAGGAGGUGAAGGCUUACUACAAACAGAUCCGAGAGCAGCCAGAAGUUAGCGACGCUGAGUUCAGAGACUUCCUGCAGGGAGAGUCCAAGAAACAUGAAGGGGAGUUCAACGAAGCCGCAGCCCUCAAAAAGCUCUAUGAAUUUGUACAGCGAUACUUCGAGCAGAUCAACGAGAAGCUGCUCAGCAACGGCGCCCCCACUGAGCUGCUGGAGCAACUGCAGCAUGUAAAAGACUUAUUUGACAGCCUGAAGAGCUGCUCAUGGAACUGAGCUCAUCCGUAAGCUGAACUUGAAUGAACUCGACAGGAAGGGAGGGGAGCUCUUCCACGUCUGUGACGAGGCAGUCAUCACCUUCAGUAAACAUGGAGCUGAAAACGUUUCAGAGAUCAGAGCGAAGGAACCCCGCUGAGGAUUACUUUUAUGAAGUAAGCUGGAGAUAAAA
Molecule: messenger RNA, 3723 nt
Organism: Cyprinodon variegatus (sheepshead minnow)
Lineage: Eukaryota; Metazoa; Chordata; Actinopteri; Cyprinodontiformes; Cyprinodontidae
Gene: plxnc1
Product: plexin-C1-like
Exons: 31
Coding region: 57-3551 (1164 amino acids)
Biological process (GO): negative regulation of cell adhesion; semaphorin-plexin signaling pathway involved in axon guidance; regulation of cell shape
Cellular component (GO): semaphorin receptor complex
Molecular function (GO): protein binding; semaphorin receptor activity
Source: RefSeq, a predicted model, not a curated record